AAUACAGAAAGAAACCAGAAGGGCACAAGUAAUUCCAAGUUGCUUGCAAAAUCAAGGAAUCUCAUAAAACCUGACUAGUCAGUCUGUCUUGGCAGCUGAUCAUAUUAUAUAAAUAGGUAACUCCUGGCAUUGCUUUGCAUGCAUUACUAUUCUAUUCUUCCAUUGCUCUAUUAUAUAUACUGGUAGAGCAAAAUGGCGAUGAUACUUGAUGCAUUUGUGGGCAACUUCGUUGAUAAGCUCGCCAGCUUGGUGAGUGAGAAGGUGGUCAUGGUUCUAGGUGCCAAGGAUGAACUCAGAAGACUCCAGAGGCGAAUGGCGAGAAUCCAAAAGUUUCUGGAGGCGGCAGAGCGAAGGAGGCUUGAUGACCCAGAUAUUAACCACUGGGUCAGCGAGCUCAAAGAUAUCGCUUAUGAUGCUGAUGACAUCAUCGAUCUCUGUAGAAUUCAAGGUGCUCUCUUGCUUGUCGGUCAACCAUCCCCAUCAAAGAAAACAUUGGUAUGCUUCAACUUCUCUCUCCUAUCCUCCUGCUUUGCCAGCGUUCCACAUCGUUAUCAGAUUGCUGAAAGCAUUAAGAGUCUUAACAAUAGAUUAGAAGAGAUCUAUCAAGAUAGGUUGCAGUUUAAUUUGGAGGAAAGCAAGGAAAAAAAGAAGUCCCAAAUGAUCACAGUGGUAAACACCCGUCAAACUACUUCUUUGGUCGAAUUUGAUGUGGUGGGAAGUGAGAUUGAAGAAGCUACCAAAGAGUUAGUAACAUUGAUAGUUGAGGAGCAGAUGAAUAAAUGCCGUGUGUUUGCUAUUACUGGUAUGGGAGGUAUAGGAAAAACUACACUAGCUCAAAAAAUAUAUAACAAUAAGAAGAUACAGAGUGAGUUCCAAAUCAAAGUGUGGGUUUGUGUUUCACAAAGUUAUGAUGAGAUAGAAUUACUGCAACAAGUGAUUAGAGGGGCAGGUGGUGUUUAUGGUGAGGGUAGAACUAAAUCAGAGCUCCAACCAUUACUUCAGGCUAUGAUUCAUGGGAAGAGUCUAUUUCUUGUUUUAGAUGAUGUUUGGAGAGCUGAUGUUUGGAUUAGUUUGUUUCGAAAUCCAUUACAGAGUGCUGGUGCUUUUGUUAGAAUUUUAGUGACGACUAGAGAUAGAAAUGUUGCAAGGGAGAUAGGGGUAGCACACAUACACCCAGUGAUGCAACUUUCAAUUCAGACUAGUUGGGAAAUACUUUGUAGAAGAAUUUUUGUGGAGGGACAGGAGAAUAAGAUCAGCAAGUUGGCGGAUUUAGGAAUUCAGAUUGUUGGAAAAUGUUCUGGCUUACCUCUAGCGAUCAAAGCCAUUGCUGGUGUUUUGGCAAAAAAGGAAAGAAAUAGAAAAGAAUGGGAAAAGGUUUUUAAAAAUGAUGCAUGGUCCAUAAGCAACCUUCCUGCAGAGCUUGGUGGUGCUCUGUAUCUUAGCUACGAUGACCUUCCAUCUUCUCUCAAGCAAUGCUUCCUUUAUUGUUCCUUGUUUCCUGAAGAUAAAUCACUUUAUCGUGAUGAUCUUGUUCGAUUAUGGGUGGCUGAAGGGUUUGUAAAGGAGAAAAGUGAUUUAUUAGUGGAAGAUGUAGCAGAGGAUUACUAUAAUGAAUUGAUUAGGAGAAACCUUUUGCAGCCAGACCCUUUUGAUCCUACUGAAUGUACAAUGCAUGACCUUUUGAGAUCUCUAGCAAAAUUUCUAUCACAUGAUGAGAUUUUUUCUGGAAAUACAGUGGCUGUUACAACUACCUCCUCAAGGACAAAACUUCGAAGACUAUCAAUUGAAAAUCAGGAAAAUAUAUCAGAACUUAAAGGUUUUAUUGUUGAGCAAAAAUGUUUGAGAACUCUACUUACUUUCAAUGGCAUUAAAGUGUUGAAUGAUAAUCAGUUGGUAGGAUUAGCACGCCUGCGUGUCUUGCGAAUGGACAAUGUUGAUAUAGAGAGCAUUCCCGAUUCCAUUGGUGAUCUGAUACACUUGAGGUACCUUAAUUUGGAUGAAACAAAUAUCAAAGAGUUGCCGGAAUCCAUUGGAAACCUCAUAAACCUCCAGUUCCUAAACCUCCGUGCAUGCCCUUUUUUGACAACACUCCCUAAAUCCAUCACUAAAUUGCACAAUCUCCGACGUCUUGGUCUCUACAAUUCUCCAUUAAACUCCAUACCAAAAGGAAUUUCAAAACUAGAAACGAUUAAUGACCUCAGCGGAUUUGUUGUGGCUGAUCCAAGUGAACCGGUAGACUCUAGCAGUACCUUGGAAGAGCUGAUUAACUCUCUUCACCAGCUAAGAAUGCUCAGCAUUUCAAAGAUGGAGAGAGCUCAGAAAGGAGCUCUAACUCUUCGAAAACUAACUCAUCUUGUUGACUUGAAAUUUUUAUACACAAAAGGAACGCUUCCAACAGAAGAUGACAUCACACGCAUCGAGGAUGUCUUGGAGGAGCUAUGUCCUCCGCAAUGCUUGGAACGUCUCCACAUACGAAAGUUCUUUGGCCGUCAUUACCCAAGCUGGAUGAAAUCUCCAUCUUUUGGAGAACGCCUUCCACAGUUGACAGCACUUGAGUUAUCAAAAAAUAUUUCUUGCACACAGCUUCCACCAGCUGGAGAGUUGCCACAAUUAAACAAUCUACUCAUAAGUGGUGCAGCUUCAGUGAAGAGCAUCGGACCUGAAUUUCUAGGCGUUGGUGUUGCUGCAUGGGAUGUCGCAAAUACACCAAUGAGAAUAGCCUUUCCCAAUCUUCAAAGCCUUAUUCUCCAUCGUAUGCCUGAAUUAGAAGAGUGGACCUUCGACAAAGAAAUGGAAGGAUUUGAUCGAAGAAGAGGAAAGGCACAUGUUUUACCUCGAUUGGAUCAACUGGUUAUUAACGAUUGCCCAAAGCUUAAAGCACUACCGAAAGGUUUAGAACAGUCUAAGAUGAAGACCCUUCAAAUUCAAGGAGCUCAUAGCCUUAGAGAAGUGGAAAACCUCCCCAAUGUCAUGGAACAACUGAUACUCUUUGACGAUCAGAGCCUAGAGAGGGUCUCAUAUCUCCCCGCAUUACAUAUUCUCGCUAUCAAUUAUUGCCCAGUACUGAACUGUGUGGAGAAGCUAAAUUCUCUUCAGCGACUGAACCUCUUCGAUAUUUUCAUGGAGAGACUCCCAGAAUGGUUAGAAAGGCUGGUUGAGGAGCGAAAGCCAGGUGAUGAUGAUGAUGAUUUCUUUUUCCAACUGAUGUGCAAUGAGAGAGUUCUUUGGAGAUUACUGAAAGGAGGACCUGACUGGUGGAUAAUCGAAAAAAUUCCACGAGUAUUCGCAUUUGACAAUGCUGGAAAAGGUUUUCUGCGAUACACAAGGAACCCUUUCUUCUAUUAUACAAACCUGUUUGUUAUUGAUUGA
Dendrobium catenatum is the source of this 3369-nucleotide messenger RNA. RefSeq names its product putative disease resistance protein RGA3. Gene Ontology annotation, molecular function: ADP binding; protein binding. Lineage: Eukaryota; Viridiplantae; Streptophyta; Magnoliopsida; Asparagales; Orchidaceae. The transcript has a single exon. The coding region runs from base 193 to 3369 and encodes 1058 amino acids. Gene Ontology annotation, biological process: defense response to other organism. The record is from RefSeq and is a predicted model, not a curated record.